Penicillium argentinense is the source of this 1545-nucleotide messenger RNA. RefSeq lists its product as uncharacterized. NCBI's taxonomy places the organism in Eukaryota, Fungi, Ascomycota, Eurotiomycetes, Eurotiales, Aspergillaceae. The coding region runs from base 1 to 1545 and encodes 514 amino acids. The record is from RefSeq and is a predicted model, not a curated record. The transcript is spliced from 2 exons.
AUGGAGGCCCUGGGCUCGACAAAUAGGGGUUCGAAUAGUACAGGUUCGGGAGGGGACGCCGGCCAGCAGAUCGCCAUUGCGUCGUAUAUUAACCCUCUCGGAGACCCGGCUUCGUGGGAACGACUCUUAGCAUACGACACUGAGAAGGUCAGCGUAUUGGUUGCCAAUGUUAUGAACGAUCCAGAUUAUGCGGUCGAUAAAGACUGGGAAUCGGUGAUUGAUCAAGCUGCGAGUCAAGGCAAAAAGAUCCUUGGUUAUGUUCGGACUGGAUAUCUUGGCACUGGGCUUCGCAAAUUGAACAAGAUAUCGACAAGUGGUUCGAGCUAUAUGGCACCAGUCUCGGCGGUAUCUUUUUCGAUGAAGGCUGGCCAGAGUGUGGUCCCGACAAUAUUUACGCCGAUCUGUACGCAUACAUCAACAAUUAUACGAAGUGCAAACACCCCGGCGCAUAACUAUACAGUGCUCAAUCCUGGCUCGCCAAUAGCUCAAUGCUAUGAAGACACUAUGGAUACGCUGUUGACGUUCGAGAGCAGCUAUGAGACUUAUACAAACUCAUUCGUACCUAAUGAUUGGACGCCAAAGGAUCCCCGAAAGAUAUGGCAUAUUAUCUACAAAGUAUCACAGGAACAGGUUGCGGGUGUUGCUGCGCUGGCCCGGAGCCGUCAUGCAGGGUUACUGGAAAUUAGCGAUGAUGGCCAACCUAAUCCUUACGAUACUUUACCCAGCGAGGCUUAUAUGAAAGCAGUCAUGGACGAAGUAUCAGGUGGCAAGCCUAGCAUUGGUGACCCAGCUAAAGUUACUGGCUCCUACGUUGCUGGUCUUCCAAGCAACGCGGUCGUCUCCUCUUCGGACUAUAGCUCCGUCACACUCACCUGGUCAUCAGUCGCAAAUGCUCUUGGCUACGCAGUGUAUAAGGAUGGUGAACAGGUGCUGGAGCUGCCAGCCUCAUUGACCCGAGCUACGAUUGGCAUGCUCGACCCCGGAUCCUCUGGUAUCACCUUCGAGGUACGGACGAUCUUAGCUUCAAGCAGUGGAGGUAGCUCCCGGUUGAUCUCGGCGAGCACGAAAAGCCUACCAGCCAAUGGUACAAUCGUCAAUACUGGCUUUACAGGGGAUGGCGACACCGUUAUCUACAAAGCCGAUAUCCUGGUGCCAUACGCAUUUGUGCGGCUAUUCAUCGGCAUCAAACAAGAGUUAAAAGUAGGAUUUCGCCUACCCGUCCACGGGUGGCCGAUUGACAAGGCAGGCGUGGACGAUCUAGGUACCCAGUGGCACCAGGUCGUCAACUACCUUGUCGAAGGCAAUGUCUUUUACUCUGGGUUUUACGAAUACACUGGCACUUGGAAUUCUGAAUCCAAAGCCAAUACGGAGUGGUCGUGGUCUAUCGGUGUCGCGCCUCAAUCUCAGAGUGGUUACACGUAUAUGUGGAACGUCCCGUUGGCUGGCACCGAUGCUGUAGCCAGCGAAUAUCUAAUCCAAGGCCAAGGAUACGCCCCGAUAAACAAAGUUUGUAUGGGAACCCUUUAUAUGUAUAGUACAUUUUAA